Hippocampus zosterae (dwarf seahorse) is the source of this 5140-nucleotide messenger RNA. It is a transcript of the gene prorp, whose product is annotated as protein only RNase P catalytic subunit. Gene Ontology annotation, biological process: tRNA 5'-leader removal; mitochondrial tRNA 5'-end processing. The coding region runs from base 308 to 2140 and encodes 610 amino acids. The record is from RefSeq and is a predicted model, not a curated record. Gene Ontology annotation, molecular function: ribonuclease P activity; protein binding. Gene Ontology annotation, cellular component: mitochondrial ribonuclease P complex; mitochondrion. Lineage: Eukaryota; Metazoa; Chordata; Actinopteri; Syngnathiformes; Syngnathidae. The transcript has 10 exons.
UGUCGAAUGUUGAUUGCGUCAGAUAUGCGACAAAGCUCACAGUUUUGCUGUUGUGCAGAAGCUGAAAAUAGUACAAUUCCAAUUUGAGUAGAGAGUUCACGUGUAUGUCGGACAUAUGUAUGUUUAAAAACAACAUAUUUAUUCGGUUUGUCUCCUUUUCUGUUUGUUUAUUGAUAUGCGGUGGCUAUGUGCUGAGCUAUGUGGGGGAAUUUGCAUUCAUACAGAUUGUUUACAGAAAGAAUUAUUGUAAAUAUUGGAAUUUGAAGGCCGUUCUUCAGUUCUAAGCAUAACAGGAGCGACAUUGGCCAUGGGGUCCAGUGUGAUAUUAAGCCUUAAGCGGUGCCUGAGGUCUGCAUUACCGUUUAUUAAUCAAGGAUCUUUAGCGUUUCUCGCGUUGCGUAACACGGCACACAUUAAGUGCUCCAUGGAGUGGAGCUCCGGCCCAAAAUUGAGCAGAAACAACAAUAGGCAGACACAUUUGCAGAGCAAAUCAAAAAAUAGCACCGUCAGGCAAACGAAAAAUGAGUUGUGGGACAGCGUGGCAGAUGGCGAGGGCAAGGACUUUUUUCUUCGGAAAAAUCCUAUCCCCAAAUACGUGUUCGCUGCUGGUACGGCGAAAAGGACGGCAGAAAUGCUGAAGAGGAAGGCGAGAUUUCCCCCAGAAGAGAAUCAUCACGAGGAGACUGCGGAGAGCACAUCCGUGAGGAAAGGAAAACUGCAACCUCCUGACCAGCCGUUAUCUGUUGAGGAAUGGAAGAAACUGAAGGAGUCUCUUGGAAGUCCGGAACGAUUUGACAUUAGCAUGUUGUCUACUCUAUUAAAAUCUGGGGCAGAGUUGGAUAUUGCCAAGUCUCUGCUGUCAUUUGUCGCCACUGAAACAGGAACACUUUCCUAUAAAAUCCUAUUGCAGUAUCUGGCACUAUGCGUGAAUGGCAAUCAUGACAAAGAAGUAUUUGACGUCUACGAUAUUAUGCGAGAAAGCUUCCCCUCUUUGGAUACCGGCGCUUAUAGCCUCUUCAUCAAGUCUUUCAGCCGCACAGCAAGGUGGCGAGAGGCGAUCAGCCUCUUACAAGACCUCAAGAAGGUUGUUAUCCCAUCAUCUCGCAGUUAUGGCAAUAUAAUUGCGGCAGCCAUGCUAAACGGUGAUCCAACCACUGCCUGGGCUCUUUAUGAGGAAUUAUUGGCAAAAGGUCUGAGCCCACAACAUGAGACUUGGACAUGUCUUUUUAAGACAGUGGGCAUGGAGGACGAAGAGACCAUGUUGCUGGGCGAGCAGCGAGAGAGGCUGCUGGGAAUUCUGCUGUACAUGAGGAACAACCAAGUUUACCCACAGCUGAGUCUGGCUAACAGUAUCAAGACCUGGUUUGAAAGUAUUCCACGACAGAAGUGGAGAGGAACUUGGAGCAGUGCCUCGCCAAAGGGUGUGUGCAACAGUUGUGGAACAGAGUUGGAAUCCAUUCAGCUGACUGCGGAGGAGUACCAACAGCUGAGAAAAAGAGUCAUGACUGACAUCAUCCAGGGACGUGAUGUUUUCAACAAGACCACGCCAGAGGAGUUGGAUAGUUUCAAGGCAUUUGUGAGGAUGAAGCCAGCGUUUGAUGUAGUCGUGGACGGUCUUAAUGUGGCAAAUAUCAACAAGGACAGAAGCAAGCAAUCGGAGAUGUUGCUGGCAGUGGUGUCGGAGCUCAACCGACAGGGCUUGACUGUUCUGGUGCUAGGGAGGAAACACAUGUUGCGACCCUCGAGAUCUUGGGACAGACACAACAUGAACCUUAUCCAGCAGAAAGCUCAUUGCUUUUUCACUGACAACAUUUCUGAAGACGAUCCCUUCUUGCUGUAUGCCACUUUGCAUUCGGGUAACCAUUGUCGGUUCGUGAGUAAGGACCUGAUGAGGGACCACAAGGCUUGCUUGCCCGAUGAGGCCACCAGGCGACUCUUCUUCAAAUGGCAGAGGGGCCAUCAGCUGGUUGUGCAUGGACAUAUCGUGGCAGGGAGGAGUGUCCGAUUUCAGGGCAUUCCCAACUGUGACACCAUUGUGCAGACAUCGGGAGAUACCUGGCACAUCCCUUAUGAUGACACAGAAGACCGGAGCACUUAUGAAGUACCACAGAAAUGGUUGUGCCUUGCCAGAAUGCCCUGAAAACGUACCCAAUCCCUGCAAUUGGCUUGCAUCCGGUCAAGGUUGUACCUUGUUCGGGCCGGCAUUAGCUCCUGUUAUCAGCCACCUUAAUAAAUUCAUCGUGUCUGUACUUUUGAAUACAAAUAUUCAAAGACCCUGCUUUUCGAUAUACUUUGAUAGCCUUUGGAGCAAAUGAUGAUUUUUAUCAAGACCUUGCUUCAAUUUGAUAAGGUUUAAAUAAAAUACGACCCAGAUGUUGCUGGAGCUUUCCAUUUGGCAAAGCACUUCAGUGGAAGAUGCGUUUAUAUUUUGAAAGUAUAUUAUUGCCAUUUAUGUUUAGUGUUUAGGUGCAGGUUUUAAGGCGAAAACUUGCCCAGGAGUAACAGAAAUUAAACAAAUUCAAGCAUGUUUAUGCAAAUGAGGUUUUGAUAAUUACAACACUGUUGAGAUGAGUACACUGUGAUGCAGACGUGGCCGUCAUGCGUGAAAGAUUUACAGCAUUUUAAACGCCUGACUUUCAAUGAGGCGAGUAAAUAGUCUUUUUUUCUGUAUGCAAUUCAUCAGAGGAUGCAUUCAAGGCUAUCAGCCAAGGAGAAGCGACCUCCAAAGCAAGCAGAGGAAGGACUGUGCUGGGGUCACCACCGAGAAGUACAUCCCAGUCAGUAUAUGGACAAGGUCACAUGAAGCAUUAAGCUCAUACAUCACUAGUCUUGCUUAGUUCUUUGUGAUGUGUUCUUCAGAAUAAGCGCCAAGACGUUAAGACAGUCACAUCUAUUCAUUCAAAUGGCAGAGAACGUCGGCGGUGUCGUGAUAAGCAUGACGGUCAAGCCGGCUAUAAACACGGGAUCAAGAUUCCUUGCAGUUCCAGUUUGUUAUCUUUAAAAUUUACGGAGUGUGAUCACUCCCCACUGACCCCCCACGGCCUUUUAGAAGAAGAUGACUGUUUCUUAUAGAGGGAAGUUUAUGUAGUUGGUGACAUUACAGUACAGUUUCCAGAAGGGUAACUAAGUAAUGAGAAUGUAUCAGAUGAUAUACUGAUAUAAGAUUUUUCAUUAGUACCAUAUUGACUUUUUUUUUAAUGUAUCCAAUCCAUGCAGUCGCCUGUUGACCUCUAAGGCUGACCUCGGGUCUCAGGUGCAGUGGACGCACGAUAAAGAUGCAAACUGAAUGUACAAUUAAAGCCAUGAGAUCCCCGUUGGCAACGCUUGACUGACAUCUCUCAACUCCACACGCAGGAUGCUGAGAUGAAAACGCAAGCUGUGAUCAGUAUCAAAGGCAGGAAUUCUUCCCCCAUAAUUUCAAACAGUUUCUCAGUGCCAGUUCCUUGUUAUACUUGCCUACCUACACACCCACUCCAGGCGUGAUGACGGUAGGAGUGCAUGAGGAAUUGGGUGUGUCACUGUUUGAGUGUGAUCAGUCGAACACUUUCUUGGUAAGGUCACCACUGCAGAAUUCAAGCUGGCAGGUGUCGAAUGUGAGAUUCGGGUAGAGCACUGUGGUUUUCCUCUUAGCCGUGGACCAGCACUACAUCCUUGGUAGUGUGCUUGAGUGGCCGUAUGAAAACAGUCUAAAUGUGCUUUGUGAACCUGCAGAAGGUUUUCAACUGUCCCUCGGGGACCUUGUGGAGUCUGCUACAGGAGUGUGAUUUACCAGACCUCCUAAUAUGAGCUGUUCAGUCCCUGUACAAUUGGUGUCAAGAGUUUGGCCUGCAUUGUCAAAUUAGUUUCAAGCCAGAGUUGCAUUCAGACAUUGAUUUUGUUCAUAACCUUGAUUGACAGAAUUUCUAGGCACAGCAUAGGCGGUUGUGGGGCUCUGGUUUGGUGACCUCAGUAUUGCAUCUAAUUUUUGCUGAUGGUGUGCUUCUUUGGCUUCACCAAGCUACAACCUUCAAAUUUCACUGCAGUGGUUCAUAUCUUUGUGUGAAGUGGUUAGAUUAAAUCAGCAUCUCUAAAUUUUAGACCAUGUUCCUCAGUCAGGAAAUGGUUAAGUGCCCUGUUGGUGAUGAUAUCCUGCCCCGAUUGGAGGAGUUCCAAGUAUUUUGGGGUUUUGUUCAGGAGUGAGGGGAAAAAUUGAGUUGGAGAUGAAGAGGCAUGCAGACUCUUCACGGUCGGUUAUGGUGAAGGAGCCGAGUCAAAAGACAAACCUUUUGAUUAACUGGUCGAUCUGUUUCUACCAUCAUCUAUGGUCAUGACAAAAACAACAAGACCCUGAAUACAAGCGGCCAGAAUAAGUGACCUCUACGGGGUUCCCAGCUAUCCCUAAGAACAGGGGUGGGGAAUUCUGGUCCUCAAAAGCCAGUAUCCUUGAUUUUUUAUGUGUCCCUGCCCUAACUCACCUGAUUUUCUUUAUGGCGAAUACAGAAGCAAAGAUACGGGCCUCUAAGUAUGGACAGCAGUCAUUUUGAAUAUGUGCAUAUUCAAGUGUGUGUGUGUGUGUGUGUGUGUGUGUGUUCGGAUUGAUUUAUUUUGAUGUCCCAAAGGUACAGUACUUCCAUAUGAAAGGGUACCUUUGCAUCACAAUGUAUCAUCACUGGUAAGCUAUUUUUAGAACAGGCCUGCAGGCUACCAGUGUUGUGUCCAAGGACCGACAACCUGAGACCAAGGCCAAGGCCAAGGACUUGGCUCCGAGGCAUAACACUGCAGGCUACUCAUGUAGUCCAAGGGUUACACCAGAUGCCUGCGAGCACCAUGUUGGUGAUUCCAACACAGUAUAUAAAAUGUCACAAUUUUUAUGUAAUGGGAAUUCGACAUCUCACAGUGCAAAAAUGUAAGAAACUGUUCGUACCAUUGAAUGUUGACCAGUUAUUUUGCAGAUAAGCAACGUUGCCUGCUCAUGCACUAGACUGCAUUCUGUGUAGCCGCUCAAAAUGCUGAUUGUGCUGACCUUAACCUUCCCCAAAGAGAAGAAAACGAGAUAAAAAGACGGGGUCGGGGGGCAGGGAGAAGGGUCCCUUGACAGAUCUGUGAAUGGUGUCUCUCCAGGUUUAUUUUCUUUGUCAAAUAAAUCUCAUUGUUUCAUACA